UUUUCGUUUCUUUUGCGUUAAUAUAGCUUGUUUAGGCUCUUCAUUUUGUUUAUGCUUGGUGCUAGUGUGUGCUUUGUAUUGAUAUAUUUUGCUUGACUGAUUAUAUAUUUUAAGCUAUUCUCUCUCUCUAUUUUCUGUAGUUUUCUGCUGUGUGCACGUGGUUAUGGGUUGUUCUUUGUAGAUUCCCCUUUUCCUCGGGUUUUGGCAUGCAUAUGCUUACUUCAAAAGAGAAAAUGAGAGAGAUCUGAAAUAAUUUGUCCAAUUGCCUUCUUUGACUGGAUUUUAUUUUACUUAUUUUCUAAUUUUUUGUAGGAGAUAUGCCUUUUUUUGUCUCUUCUCAAGGUGAUAUAUGGUUUAACUUAUAUUUUUACUCGAGUCAUUUCUCUUCUUUUUUUUUUAAAUUUUUACUGCAAUUUGUUUUGCUUUUCUGAUCUGAAAAUUUAAUGUACUGUUUUGGCUUUUGUUUACUUACUAUUUUUUUAAAGAAAAAAAUCUUUUUUUUUGGUUAAAGUUUUAAAGAAUAUGUUAUUCAUGGAUAUGCUAGCGAAAAAUCAGUUCAUGGAGGAAAUUGUUCUGAUUCAUAGGGGUUUACUGGUUUUUUCCUUCUCUGCUUUUGUAGUCUAUGUCUCUGACCUGAUAAAAUUAUUUUACUUUCCUCGAAUUCAAAAAAAAAAAAUUUUACUUUUCACUCAGGGAUUCCACAUAAUUGAGUUUUAUUUUUUACAACCUUUUACCCUAUUCACCCUUUGCUCUCAGUUUCAUCGCUGACAUAUCACAAUCAAAUAAAUAUUUUCUUGUUCUAUUUUAGAGUUACUCUACUGAUAAAACUAAUUUGCAAUUACUUUAAAAUAGGUCUUCAUGCCUUCAUAUGGCAUUUUUUUUUUGGGGCCUUUAAUAUAUUGGACUUGUUUGAAAAAUCAGUAUUUAUUGAGUCUUUUGUUAAUCAUUUGUGGGUAGGUUUUGUUUGGAAUUCCCUUUUCUGGGUCUAAGUGGAUCUAUUUCUCUUUUACUUCUAAUAUUACAAAUGAUUGGGAGGAAGCGCUGGUUAACAAUCUAAAUCACUUGAGGAAGGCAGCUCCUGUUCAGCUGUCUUAGUCCUUCAAAUUUUCAGCUCUAAGAGGUCUUCCAUAGCUUUAUGAUGCCCCAUCUGAUGAAAUUUAAUCGGCUAUUCAUUGUUGAGAGACCCACACUACAACAAGGGGCUUGCAUUCUCGGAGAAAGAGAGGGAUGCCCACUACUUGCGAGGUCUUCUCCCACCAACUUGUGUCACUCAAGAGCUUCAGGAAAGGAAACUCAUGCAAAACCUCCGCCAAUAUCAAGUUCCUUUGCAAAAGUACAUGGCGAUGAUGGAUCUUCAGGAAAGGAAUGAAAGGCUAUUCUACAAGCUUCUCAUUGAUAAUGUGGAGGAACUACUGCCAGUUGUGUACACACCUACUGUUGGUGAGGCCUGUCAGAAAUAUGGGAGCAUAUUCAGGCGGCCACAGGGUCUCUAUAUCAGUCUGAAAGAGAAGGGCAAAAUUCUUGAGGUUUUGAAGAACUGGCCUGAGAAAAGUAUUCAGGUCAUUGUUGUAACUGAUGGAGAGCGUAUUUUGGGCCUUGGAGAUCUCGGAUGUCAGGGUAUGGGAAUUCCUGUUGGAAAACUUGCAUUGUACUCUGCACUUGGAGGAAUUCGCCCAUCUGCUUGCUUGCCUGUCACAAUUGAUGUGGGAACAAACAACGAGACAUUGUUGAAGGAUGAGUUCUAUAUUGGGCUGAGACAGAAGAGAGCAACUGGCCAGGAAUAUAGGGAUCUCUUGCACGAGUUCAUGUGUGCUGUUAAGCAAAACUAUGGCGAGAAAGUGCUCGUACAGUUUGAAGAUUUUGCUAACCACAAUGCGUUCGAUCUAUUGGCAAAGUAUGGCACAACCCAUCUGGUAUUCAAUGAUGAUAUCCAGGGCACAGCAUCGGUGGUCCUAGCAGGACUUGUUGCUGCAUUGAAGUUGAUUGGUGGAACUUUGGCUGAGCACACUUUCCUGUUCCUUGGUGCUGGAGAGGCUGGUACUGGAAUUGCGGAGCUGAUAGCUCUUGAGAUGUCAAAACAGACAAAAAUCCCAGUUGAAGAGGCCCGGAAGAGGAUCUGGCUUGUGGACUCAAAGGGAUUGAUUGUUAGUUCUCGUAAGGAGUCACUCCAACACUUCAAGAAGCCAUGGGCUCACGAGCAUGAGCCCAUCAACAGUCUCCUAGAGGCAGUCAAGUCAAUCAAGCCGACCAUAUUAAUAGGAUCCUCUGGGGCCGGAAAGACUUUCACAAAAGAAGUGAUUGAGGCCAUGGCCUCUUUCAAUGAGAAACCUGUUAUUCUUGCCCUCUCGAAUCCAACCUCACAGUCUGAGUGUACUGCUGAAGAGGCAUAUAAGUGGAGUCAGGGCCGUGCCAUAUUUGCCAGUGGCAGCCCAUUUGAUCCUAUCGAAUACAAUGGGAAGACUUAUUACUCUGGCCAGGCAAACAAUGCAUAUAUCUUCCCAGGUUUGGGCCUUGGGCUGAUCAUCUCUGGUGCCAUCCGCGUUCAUGAUGAUAUGCUCCUCGCUGCCUCGGAAGCACUGGCAAAGCAGGUUACUCAGGAGAACUAUGACAUGGGGCUGCUAUAUCCUCCAUUUUCAAACAUCCGCAAGAUAUCGGCCCACAUUGCCGCAAAUGUUGCCACCAAAGCAUAUGAGCUCGGAUUGGCCACUCGCCUUCCUCGACCUGAAAAUCUGGUGGCCUAUGCAGAGAGCUGUAUGUACAGCCCUGUGUACCGAAGCUUCAGAUAAAUCAAACAAAUCAGUUUUGCACCCUUUUUUCUUGUCUUUUUGUUAUUUUAUUUUCUUUAGGAUAGGCAACGUCAAGAACGGUAAUGCUUUGUUUGUUUUGCCUUUGUUUUGGUUCUUUUUUAUUUUUAAUUUUAUUUUUUUUAACUUUAUUCAAUUUUGAGUUCAUGUAGUUUUUAUAUGUAAUAUUUAUGGGUGGUGGUGAUGAAAACUCCAGUAUAUGCUUGUUUCUUCUUCUCUAUUGAUUCAUUAAGGAGGUGGUAUUUAACCUGUUUGAUCUCAA
This is a messenger RNA of Amborella trichopoda, 3066 nucleotides long. Lineage: Eukaryota; Viridiplantae; Streptophyta; Magnoliopsida; Amborellales; Amborellaceae. The record is from RefSeq and is a predicted model, not a curated record.